AUGUUUUUAAUUAAUCUUUUUUUUUUUUUUUUUUUUCUCUCUCCCCCUCUCUUUCUUUUCUAUAUUCCUGGGUCUUUUUCAUUUACCAUGCACACAUCUCUCUCUCUCUCUCUCUCUCUCUCUCUCUCUCUCUAUCGUUUCUUGUACUUCCUCUCGUCUUUUUUUCUGUUUUCUUUUCCUCUACAUCCGGUGGGCCCGUUCCGACCGGACGUUCCCAGUUUCCCUAAAGCAAUCGCUUGCAAAUUGUCUAAUGUGACCUUCCACCACCGCAUUUCCCAACAGAUAACUACACUGAUUUUAGCAGAUCGAUAUGUUGAUUGCGAUCUAAAAUUGUCACUCUCUCUCUCUCUCUCUCUCUCUCUCUCUCUCUCUCUUUUUCCUACUUUCUCCAUCUCUUAUAUACAAGAACACACAUUUGAUCUAUCUAUCUAUCUAUCUAUCUAUCUAUCUAUCUAUAGAUAUUCAGCUUUCAGAAUAUCUAUCCAAAUAUCUGCAUCUAAUAAUCCUAUUCUUCCUCAUCCUAUCUAUCUAUCUAUCUAUCUAUCUAUCUAUCUAUCUAUCUAUCUACUAAUAUAUCUAUCUGCCUGUAUAUGUUUAUUAUGUCUGUCUAUCUAUCUAUCUAUCUAUCUAUCUACUAAUAUAUCUAUCUGUCUGUAUAUAUUUAUUAUGUCUGUCUAUCUAUCUAUCUAUCUAUCUAUCUACUAA
Messenger RNA from Acanthosepion pharaonis, 705 nucleotides. NCBI's taxonomy places the organism in Eukaryota, Metazoa, Mollusca, Cephalopoda, Sepiida, Sepiidae. The record is from the annotation of a GenBank genome assembly.